AUGAGGCUCAUCACAACCAAAACAGGGUUCAUCUCCCUCGCCGCCCUCGCCAGCGCCACCGCCCAAGACGCAGCAGCCGCAGCCGCAGCCCCAGCCGCAGCCCCAGCAGAGAAGCGCUACCAAAUCCCCGACUGGGCCAAAAUGGCUCUCAGCAAAUCAUGCAAAGACAUCUCCCUUACCGACAAGUACACCCUGCACGCCACCUGCACAUACCCCAGCAGCCACACACUUGACAACGCACUAGACCUAAACGGCUGCUUCGCCAACUACGGCGGCAACCUCGCGUUCAUCGCCCCGGGGAGCGGCGGCUUCGGCGCGUCGUGUCCGCACUGCGAACUCAAGGGCACGAAGCUGGUAUGUGAUUGCCUGGGCGGUUACGGCGCGGCCCAACCGAGUCGGACGCGGCGUAAUGAGCUCGAGAUGGAUGAUUGGGAGAAGUUCCCUGUGAACGGUGAUGGUUCACUUACGUGCGGCGAGACGGAGGGCAUUGAGUAG
Messenger RNA from Anthostomella pinea, 495 nucleotides. Lineage: Eukaryota; Fungi; Ascomycota; Sordariomycetes; Xylariales; Xylariaceae. The record is from the annotation of a GenBank genome assembly.